CAAAGGCUAGCCGCCGUUGUUUCCGAGAAGCAGUCGGGAUGUUUGGCCUUUGUGUGGUCUAACAAUGGCGUGUUCCCCCAUAGGUGAGGAGUAUUUGUGGUGGUCGCACGGAGAAAGAAGUUGCCAACCACAGACGCCCACCAAGAUGCUGUAUACAGAAGUGGCAGCCAUUCUCCAGAAACUGGAGAACAAAGAAGGAACCGUCAAGUCCCUGGUGUACAACAGCCAGCACAAGAACAAGAGGCAGCUCUACGCGCUUCUAUGUGAGACCCUGAAGUACGGCUCCAUCAUUGACGACAUCAUCACGUCCACACAACUGCUCAAGAGAGAAAAGUUUCUCAAGAAACACAUGGCACAGGUUCUUGUGUAUGAACAACUGUUUGGAAAAGGACUCCAGGUCGGAGGGAAGUACCGGGAGGCCAUGAACAGGAACAAGACUGCCCUGCAUGCCGCCCUGGUCAGGUUAAAGGUCAGGUCAAAGGUCAGCAAGAAUGAAGACCUCCUACCUGAUACUGUGAGGUCUCAAGUUUCCCUUCCACGUUAUGUGAGAGUCAACACACUGAAGAUUACUGUAGAGGAUGCCAUCAAGAGGUUAAAACAAGCUGGCUUUUCAUUGGUGGAAGAACCAAGUGUGGAAGCCCUGGAGUCAGGACAGUUUGUACAGGACCCCCACAUCCCCGCCCUGCUAGUGUUCCCCCCGGGGACUGGUUUCCAUGACAACCAGCUGUACAAGUCAGGAGAGAUCAUCCUCCAGGACAAGGCCAGCUGUAUCCCUGCCCAUGUCCUGGCCCCGCCCCCUGGAGCACUCGUGAUUGACGCCUGCGCUGCCCCUGGCAACAAGACAAGUCACAUGGCCAGCCUCAUGCAAAACAAGGGGAAGAUAUUUACGUUUGACAUUGACCCCAAGAGACUGGCGACCAUGAGGUCGUUGACCCAGCGUGCGGGCGUGUCCUGUGCCCAGCUGGUCCAUGGGAGUUUCCUGGACUGUGAUCCGGAGGAUCCCCGGUACUCAGGGGUGGAGUACAUCCUGCUGGAUCCCUCCUGUAGCGGAUCUGGGAUCACAAGCAGGCUGGAUCACCUAACCGACGAGGAAGGUUCCAUUACUACGGAGAGACUGGAGUCCCUGGCGCAGUUCCAGCUGUCUGCCCUGAAGCACGCGCUGUCGUUCCCGGCGGUGAGGAGGGUGGCGUACUCCACGUGUUCCGUACACCAGCAGGAGAACGAGGAUGUCAUACAGGCAGCGCUACAGGAAUACGAGGGAAAGUACCGUCUCCAGCACAUCUUACCAACAUGGGACCACCGAGGGAUGGACACCUUUCCACAGGCCUGCAGGUGUGUCAGGGCUUCACCUGAACAGGACAUGACUAAUGGAUUCUUUGUCGCCUUGUUUGAAAAGUACAACGAAAACGUUGAUGUAAAAGAACCCACUGCAUUAGGAAACGCAAAACUUGGAGAAAAUGCAGAGUUUGUUAAAAAGAAAAGGAGGAGGAAGAGAAAGAAAAAUGCUUCAAUUGAGACAAGGACAGAAGACAAUGAGACAAAUGAGGCUCUAGGACCUAAUGGCAAAGAAAAAUUUGUAAAUAAUGUGCCUCAGAAUGUUCAGACAGAAAGUACACCAAAGCCAAAAAAGAGAAGAAAAAAGAGGAAACAAGAAUGAUGGAGAAAAAAAGCAAUCACCCAAGGAAUGAUGUAAUAGAAAAUGUAAAAAAUAAAUUUUAUUCAUGUAGAAAAAUGCUUCAGAACCAAAUAAGAAUGAAGAUGUUUUAAUUGAAUUUAAGUUACCAGAAGUUCUCAGUCAAAAAGUGGUAGAGCAUACAAAGACUUGUAAAGGAAGCAAAAAGAGAGAUGCUGACUCAGAAAAAUAAACUUGAACUGAUGUUCCAUUAUACAUCAAUUUAUUGCCAUCAUAGUUUCCGUCCUGGUAAGUCUAACCUACACCUCCACCAAAUAUCAUUCAAGAUAUAAAACCACUAAAUUUGGUUCCUAAAAAUCUCAUCAUGCAUUGAUUGUUUUAUACAGGCAAAUUGUACAUUGCAUAGAGUCCCAACAAUAAAAUGGCACGAUAUGGAAAAUCCUACUGUAAGAUUCCCAUAUCUGCCCAUAGUUUAUCUUUUGCAUAGAUAAAAACAUUUCCUGAAAUGGAUAAGGCAAAGCAAGCAACACACAAACUUAUACAACAGCUAACCCCUUGAAUGGGGCUUCCAUUUAAAACUAUAUUAGGCAAAAUGACUGGCUUUACUAUGGAGGCAUCACCAAAAACAAGUUCAACUUGAUUCUAUGGUUUCAGUGUACAUGUGCAUAAAACUCACUCUCCAAGUGCCAUAAAACAUUUUCUGUGCGUAUAUCUCAUGCAUAGUUAACAAUAUAUAGGUAAAUGCGUGAUUGUACUUUGAUAUAUGGAAUAUGUACAGCUAAAAGCAAAACAUUACAACGCAAGACAAAUUUCUACAAAAGAUAUCUACAUUGUAUAAUCAACUCCCAAAAACACAGCGAUAUUCCCUGAAAUGCCUUGGUACAUCUUGAUUUGCAUAGAUACCUCAAAGAAAAAUCAUUGCUUAGCAAUUAGAUACCUUAAAAAAAUGUUCAUAUAAACUUGGUAUAAAAGACCAUUCCAAAAGCUAAACUGUACAAUAUAAACGUCUUAGCUUGCAGAGCUUUGUGUAAAUGGCAAUUUACUACAUGUCCCAGUAUUUCUUAUUGCUUUGGGAAUGUAACUUCAUGUAUA
Branchiostoma belcheri (Belcher's lancelet) is the source of this 2725-nucleotide messenger RNA. Its product is annotated as probable 28S rRNA (cytosine-C(5))-methyltransferase. Gene Ontology annotation, cellular component: nucleolus. Gene Ontology annotation, molecular function: methyltransferase activity. The record is from RefSeq and is a predicted model, not a curated record. Gene Ontology annotation, biological process: rRNA base methylation. NCBI's taxonomy places the organism in Eukaryota, Metazoa, Chordata, Leptocardii, Amphioxiformes, Branchiostomatidae. The transcript is spliced from 10 exons. The coding region runs from base 65 to 1657 and encodes 530 amino acids.